Messenger RNA from Mus musculus (house mouse), 1181 nucleotides. Its product is annotated as predicted gene 12888. NCBI's taxonomy places the organism in Eukaryota, Metazoa, Chordata, Mammalia, Rodentia, Muridae. The coding region runs from base 25 to 384 and encodes 119 amino acids. The transcript is spliced from 4 exons. The record is from RefSeq and is marked validated.
AGUCAUUGCUGUCACUGAGCUAAGAUGGUGUUACCUUGCUCCCUGUGGCUCCUUUCUGUCUGUCUUCUGUCUUGGUGUUGUGAUGCCGAGUUGCCUGUGGCUCUGGAACCUGAGUCAGAAUCAGUCCCACAACAUCCAUUGCACAAGACUACAGUAGACAUCCUUAUGAUCGUGGUUUCCAUGAAAACCUCUAACGAAACACCAAAAUCUGGAACUUAUGGCCAGUCUCUACAGGAUGGGAAGAAUAAGAUAAAGGAUGUGGAGAACGAAGUCCUGGAUGUUUGUUCCCAAGUAUGUCAGAGUCUUGCUCAGAAUCCUAAAUUGCAGCAUGGAUACAUUGUUAGGGCAUACUUUAAGGAACACCAGCUCCUGUGUUGUUCCUGAUGUGUGUCUAAGUGAAUGGCUGAUUCUCUGGAACUGAACUUACAGACAGCUGUGGGCUUCCAAGUCAGUUCUGGGAAUAAAACUGAAGACCUGUAGAAUGUAACUAACUUAAGAGCCUCUGCUCUCAACUGAUGAGCUUAUAUCCAGGCCCAACUUACACUUCUUUAUCUGGAUCAUUUAGUUUUCUAGUCUUCAUCAACAUGAUUUUUUCGUUUUCUAAUUUAAAAUUGAGUCUUCCUUUGUAUCCCAGUCUGGAAUCAGAAUUUAGCAACACUCCUGUGUUGGCCUUCCAAAUACUACUGAAAUACAAUAUCAUUUAAGUUCAGACCCCAUUUUAAAAAAAAAAUGUGACCUAAGUUUGAACGCAAGUAAACUAACAAGCAAGUACCAGCAUUAGUUUCCAAGUUACCCCAUAAUAAAACCUGGUUAUAGAUCCAGUAUCUAGGCUAAUGCUCAACAAGACCAGUGUCUCCAGAUUAUUCCUCCAACACAUCUGCACCCAAGAUUACAAACUUACCCCUUGCCAAAUGACCAACAAUACAGAAGGGAACAAAAGUUAAAUUUAUGGUAUGACUCCCAGCAACCAAUUUAACCAUAAUUUACCAAUUAUGUUAAAGGCCACCGUAGCUUUCCAUUUAGAUGCUCACACACAUAUUUGCUGUUUGCUGCUUACUAAAAAGCUAUGCUCUAAUAGACAUUGGGGGGCCCCCCCACUAGCAAAAAUGUCCUGUAUGACUGCAGUUCAUUUGGAGGGCGUGAGGUAGCGCAAAUAGAAUAAAGACCCAGCUGUGAAUUGC